This is a messenger RNA of Salvelinus namaycush (lake trout), 3842 nucleotides long. Its product is annotated as zinc finger protein OZF-like. NCBI's taxonomy places the organism in Eukaryota, Metazoa, Chordata, Actinopteri, Salmoniformes, Salmonidae. The transcript has 3 exons. The record is from RefSeq and is a predicted model, not a curated record. Gene Ontology annotation, biological process: regulation of transcription by RNA polymerase II. The coding region runs from base 468 to 2078 and encodes 536 amino acids. Gene Ontology annotation, cellular component: nucleus. Gene Ontology annotation, molecular function: DNA-binding transcription factor activity, RNA polymerase II-specific; RNA polymerase II transcription regulatory region sequence-specific DNA binding.
UAUAGCGUAAAAUUUUACGUGGCGUCAUUAUGUCACGUACCUACGUUAUAUAGGUAUGCACGUCAGCUUUGACAUCGGUUUUGCACAUUGGGAUGUUAAACUAGACAUUGGCCGAUUCCGAUGUUGGCAUUUUUAGCUAAUAUCGGCCGAUUCCGAUAUGUUCACCGAUAUAUCGUGCAUCCCUAGUUGCUAGCUAAACUCCUCUUCGUGUGUCUCAUUUCCCAAGGUAAAAGACUUGGGUUGUUCUUGAUUUGCGGUGGCAUUUACGUUCCUUGCCUUUGCAACCAUGAAAAACACUUAAAAUGACUAACAGUUACACAUCAUACAUGUUUUUGUUUAUAUUGAACUGUCCCACUUGCUACUACACCUUUUCAUAAAUCUAGUGUGUGUUGUAUACAGAUAUUGAACUUGACCCACCUACAUAAUAUCUGUUGUCAUUAUUCUAGGAUUGUGAGGACAGUGCCAGCAUGUCUCUUCCCCACCACCCUGAUCCCGAACCUACAGAGUCACUGGGUCCUGAUUGUAACAGUGGAACUCUUGCACUGUUGCUGGAAGACUGCAUUAAUCUGCUGGGGACAAAUGCAGAGUCUAUGAAACUGGAGGAGGAUUGUGAGGACAUUUCCAGCCUGUCUCUUCCCCACCAACCCGAGCCCAAUAUGCCCCUCAAGUGGGUAACAGUACUGCUGGAAGACUGCAGGAAAUCACUGAGUCCUGGCUGUAACAGUGGAGCUCAGUGGACACUACUGCCUCUCAAGAGAGUUAGAGUACAGGUGGAGGACUGCAGGAAGAAGCUGGGGCCAAAUGCACAAUCUAUACAAGUUGAGGUUGUUGAUAGCAAAGGAUCAACUCAUCCAGCCCAAGACCCCCUCCCUCACACAGGUGUAAAGCCCAACCAACAUGGAGAGCUUGGAGAGAAUUCAUCUGCAUCAACCGAACAUGGAGAGAUCUCUGCUCCAGGAGAGCUUGGCGAGAACUCAUCUGCAACAGAUCUUAAACUAAAGGAUGCCGACAAAACAAAAAGACCUCACCACUGCUCUCAGUGUGGUAAGAGUUUCAAAACAUCAAAUGAUCUUAAAGUACAUCAGAGAAUUCACACUGGAGAGAAGCCUUACCACUGCCCUUAUUGUGGAAAGGAUUUUGCUCAAACUGGUUAUUUUAAUGUGCACCUGCGACAGCACACUGGAGAAAAGCCUUACCAAUGCUCUGAAUGUGAUCAAUGUUUUUCACGUCCUGACAGUUUUAAAUUACACCAAAAAGUUCACAUGAAAAUUCAUACUGAAAAGAAGCCUUAUUACUGCUCUGACUGUGGGAAGAAUUUCUCUCAGGCGAGUUACUUUAAGAUACACCAACGAAUUCACACUGGAGAAAAACCCUUCCACUGCUCUGGCUGCGAGAAACGCUUUACUACAUCAGCUGAAUUGAAAUUGCAUGAGCGGGUACAUUCAGGAGUUAAACCUCACCACUGUGCUGACUGUGGGAAGAGUUUUUCUGUACUUUCUCGAUUAAGAAGACAUCAACUUACACAUACUGGAGAAAAACCUUUCUCCUGUCAACAGUGUGGAAAAGGUUUCCCUGAGAAAUUUAGUUUACAAACACACCAGCAAAUACACAUAGGAGAGAAGGCUUUUAACUGCUCUGACUGUGGGAAGAGUUUUACCUUAAAACGUUACUUAACAAUUCAUCAAAGAUCACACACUGGACAGAAACCGUACAAAUGCACUGUCUGUGGGAAGGAAUUCGCACGAGGCAGCAACUUCAUAGCACACCAGCGAGUACAUACUGGAGAGAAGCCAUACUCCUGCUCCUUUUGUGAGAAACGAUGCUAUACAUCAACUGAUCUAAAAAUUCAUCAGAGAACGCACACAGGAGAGAAACCAUUCCCUUGCCCUGAUUGUGAAAAACGCUUCAGUGCAAAAGUUCAACUAACAGCUCAUCAGAGAGUGCACACAGGCGAGUUGCCUUACUCAUGCUGUGAAUGUGGGAGGGGCUACCCACACCUGCAAAGUUUGAAGUACCACCGGGAAAAACAACACAAAUUGAAAAUCUCACCACUGAAGAAGAAGAACACAAUGAAAUAACAUGAUGUGCUACAUUUCUCAUUGUCAAUCCGAGCAAGACAUUGUUGAGUCAGUUGAUACUGGAAAGGGGCUUUGUAUCACAGUUAACAGUGUGAAUUGAGAUGUUCAGCAUUAGGAUCCCCUUCAUACACCGGAGAAAACCCUUGAAAGGUUUCGUUAUGCGUUGAUCUAUUCUUUGCUAUUUAGGUGGCAGUGUACGACACAGGGCCAGUUUCCCAGAAACUAGUCCCGGAUUAAGCUAUUUCAACAGAGAUUCUCCCGUUGCGCAAGAGGUGUGUGAAGAUGCUUAGGAAUAAUUUGUGCACUGAUUACAGACCAGUCAUGUAUAGCAGCAGGCUGCCCACUCAAUCAUAUUUCAAUCAGUAAUGUAUUGAUCUUUGCUAUGUACAGCCCUGCCUCAUGUAAGCAGUUACUAACCAGAUUUCCCUCAAUCUGCGCAUAGGAUAAGAUGGUUUCUUCCUGUGUUUGAAGCAUUCAAUGAAAAGAGCACCUUCCCUACAAUCAAAGAUAGGGGAGGUUUGAUAAUGCUGUGGGGUUGCUUUGCUGCCACUGGUAUUGGGGGUUCUUGAGCGUGCGCAAGGCAUCAUGAAAUCCGCAGGUCAUCAGGUAUUUUUGGAGUCCAAUGUUAAACCCAGUGUCCAAAAAUGUGGUCUCCAUUGAAGGUUGAGGGUGUUCCAGCAGUACAACGACCCCAACAAAAACACACAAAGCACCCAGGAAUGGUUCAAGAAGAGAGACUGUUCUGGAGUGGCCAGCGAAGAUUCCUGAUCUGAAUCACAACCAAAACCUAUGGCGAGAGUUGAAACAGAGGUUGCUGCAGGUUACCCUUCAAACAUUGAAGAAUUAGAGCACUUUGCUACUGAAAAGUGGGCCAAACAUCCAGUUGAAAGGUGCAGCAAGCUCAUUGAUGGUUAUAAUAAGUGUUUGUCUGCAGUUAACUUUGCCAAAGGAUGUGCAACCAAGUAGCUCCAGGGUGUCGAUGCCAUUUGUCCAUGCCAUUUGUCUUUUAUUUUCUCAAUUAAAAUUGUAAAUUUAAGUUCACAACAAAAUUGGUUCUGCAAUGUUGAAAAACCAAUAAACUGUGGCCAAAAGUUAGGGAGUUAUUUGAAGGCCCAGUGCAGUCAGAAAAGUGAUUUUCAUGUGUUUUAUAUAUAUUUCCACACUGAGGUUGGAAUAAUACUGAAAUUGUGAAAAUGAUAAUGCCCUUUUAGCGUAAGAGCUGUUUGAAAAGACUGCCUGAAAUUUCACCAUGUUUUAAUGGGAUGGAGUUCUGGCCUCUGGUGACUUCACCAGGCAGUAAAUGAGUUAAUAGACCAAUAAGAAAGAGUUCCAAACCUCUCUGCCAAUAACAGCUAGUUUUCAGUUUUACACUCCCCACAAAGACCACUCCCAGACAGUCCUAGCAAAAUUCUUUCUUGAGAAAUGGGUUUUAAUUGGUACUUAAUUGGUAUCUAAAAAUGUGAUAUUGAGAUAAAAACAGAUGCAAGGAUGCCAAUAUAUUUGUCAGAAACUGUGCUGUACAAUAUUCAAAUCCUGCUUUAUGUGCCCUCUUGACUCCUGAAAAUGUUAGUUAUGUUAGUUAUUUUGCUGCUUACUGUGCUCCCUGUGCUUACUGUGCUUGUCAUUACUGGGAUCUUGUUUUAAGUGAUUUAACAACAAAAAAAUGUUUAGUUACUGAUACUGAAUGUGUGUUUGGAUGAACUGACAAACCUUUGUUUUAAUGUACUAUAGCCUAGAUGUAAAUAAAAGAUUCCCACGAAAGUG